UCAUGGUAUUCAUACAUCAUACUAAAAUAAAAAACAUAAUGAUACCCAAUACCAGAAUCCUCUUCUUCGUAGUAUCUGCCGCCGCCGCCAUUCUUCUCGUCGCCGCCACGACAACCACCGACCGCCAUUACCUCUCAAGUCUCUGCCAUGGCGCUCUGAACCCGGACACCUGCCGGAGUUUCGUCUACGAAGCGGCGGCCUCCGGCGCUCCGCCGACGCCGACCGCCCUGCUGAAGAAGAUGCUCAUCAACCAUCUCCGUUACAUCAACUCCGCCGCUUCUCAGACACAAAAACUCAAAAACCAGAUCAACGGCCGCCGGCGCCGGUCAGGCGACCUCUCCGAUUGCCUCGAGUUAUUCGACCUGUCGAAUGAUCUUGUCUUGAAUUCCUUCCACGCCCUCGAGGAUCAAUCCGCCGCGUCGCGCGCCGAUGCUCGAGCUUGGCUCAGCGCCGCGCUAGCCAACCAUGUCACCUGCUUCGACGGGCUUCGCAAUUCCCGCCGGCAAAUUCUCCGGCCGGUUCUUGAAGAGGUGAUUUCAAGGAAUCGCGCAGCGUUAGCUGUCCUUGCAGCAACUUCGCCGCCGGACGACGAAAUGAUUCGGCUUCCGACGGGGGAGCCGCUGCCGUGGAUCUCGCCGGCGGACAGGAAGCUUCUGCAGAGCGCCGCCGGCGAAGUGAAAGCUGAUGUCACAGUAGCAAAAGACGGGUCGGGGAAGUACAAGACGGUGGCGGAAGCAGUCGCCGCCGCGCCGGAGAAGAGAACUCAGCGGUACGUAAUUCGUGUGAAGAAGGGGACGUACAAAGAGCAAGUCGAGAUUGGGAAGAAGAAACAGAAUUUGAUGAUCAUCGGCGACGGCGCGGAGUCGACGGUCAUCACCGGCGACCUCAACGUCGCCGACGGGUCCACAACUUUCCGAUCAGCCACUCUCUCCGCCGUCGGGGAAGGAUUCAUACUGCAAGACAUAACAGUGCAGAACACGGCGGGGCCGGAAAAGCACCAGGCGGUGGCGCUGCGCGUCGGAGCUGAUAAAUCGGUGAUAAACCGGUGCCGGAUCGAGGCUUUCCAGGACACGCUCUAUGCGCACUCCCUGCGGCAAUUUUACAGAGAAUGCAACAUCACUGGCACCGUCGACUACAUCUUCGGCGACGCGGCGGCGGUGUUCCAGAAAUGCGCGGUGGUGGCGCGGCGGCCGAUGAAGGGGCAGAAGAACAUGGUGACGGCGCAGGGGAGGACAGAUCCGAACCAGAACACAGGGAUUUCGAUCCAAGGCUGCAAAAUCGUGGCGAGCGAGGAUUUGGAGGCGGCGAAGAGGGAGUUCAGGACGUACCUGGGGAGGCCAUGGAAGAAUUUCUCGAGGACGGUGGUGAUGGAGUCGUACGUCGGAGAUCACGUGGAUCCGGCGGGGUGGUCGGAGUGGGAUGGGGACUUUGCGCUGAAGACGUUGUACUAUGGGGAGUAUUUGAACGGAGGUCCCGGAGCGGGAACGGCAGGGAGGGUGAAGUGGGAGGGGUAUCACGUGAUUACCGACCCGGCGGAGGCGAUGAAGUUUACGGUGGGGGAGCUGAUCCAAGGCGGCGCGUGGUUGGACUCCACCGGAGUGGCUUACACCGAAGGCUUGUGAAUGAAUUUGCCGCCGGGUUUUCUUGGGAUCAUUUUAAAAUUUUAAUUAUUAAAUUAAUUAUGGGACUAAAGUCCUUUUGCUUAGAAAGUUGGGAUGUGUAUUACGAUGCAUUACCAAUUCGUUGAUAGUUGUUAAAACGGUUUAUAAAUAAAAUGACUAUUAAGA
Messenger RNA from Andrographis paniculata, 1787 nucleotides. RefSeq names its product pectinesterase-like. The record is from RefSeq and is a predicted model, not a curated record. Gene Ontology annotation, molecular function: pectinesterase activity; pectinesterase inhibitor activity. Bases 3 to 1622 code for a protein of 539 amino acids. Lineage: Eukaryota; Viridiplantae; Streptophyta; Magnoliopsida; Lamiales; Acanthaceae. The transcript is spliced from 2 exons. Gene Ontology annotation, biological process: cell wall modification.